AUGAAGAUCAAAGCUUUGAGUAGGAGCGCAUCCUCGGCGCAGGUCCCAGGAUCUUCGGCGCAAAAACAGCCUCGCAACCUCGACCCUGCCCUCCACCCAUUUGCUCGCUCCCGCGAGUAUACCAGAGCCCUCAAUGCAACGAAACUCGAGCGGAUGUUUGCUGCCCCUUUUAUUGCACAACUCGGGAAGGGUCACGUAGACGGAGUCUAUACUCUUGCGAAGGAUCCCAAUUCAUUAGAGAGAUUUGCCAGCGGAAGUGGUGACGGCAUUAUCAAAGUCUGGGAUUUGGUCAGCCGAGACGAAACAUGGCACACCAGUGCUCAUGAAAACAUUGUAAAGGGAAUGGCCUGGACGCAUGACAAGAAGCUUUUGACUUGCGCAAGCGAUCGCUCAGUCAAGCUAUGGUCUCCAUACGAUACCCCUUCGGACAGCUCCCCAACGGCGACCUGGCUCGGAACUGGUGCCUUCACUAGUAUAUCACAUCAUCGAUCGAGCAAUUCGUUUGCAGUCUCGUCCGACGUCAUAUCAAUUUACGAUCUGGAAAAACAUACAGCCACUCCCGAAGUCCUUCGAUGGCCCACUACUACCGAUACCAUUACGAACGUGUCCUUCAAUCCGAUUGAGACCUCUAUCCUGGCAUCUGCGGCGACUGACAGAGCUAUUGUCUUGUACGAUUUGAGGACAUCCACGCCUUUGGCGAGGACUAUCCUGAAGUUUGCAGGAAACUCGAUUUCGUGGAAUCCUAUGGAGGCGAUGAAUUUUGCGGUGGCGAGCGAAGAUCACAAUGUCUAUAUUUUUGAUGCGAGGAAGAUGGAUCGGGCUUUGAACGUAUUGAAGGACCACGUAGCGGCAGUAAUGGAUGUUGAAUUCAGCCCUACUGGAGAAGAGCUCGUCUCGGCAAGUUACGACAGAACAAUCAGGCUAUGGAGCAGGAUGAAGGGUCACUCGAGAGAUAUCUACCACACAAAGCGAAUGCAGCGAGUCUUUUCCUGCAAGUGGACUCCGGAUUCCAAAUACAUUCUGUCUGGAUCUGACGACGGAAACAUCCGGCUGUGGCGCGCCAAUGCUUCCGCGAGAGGAGGCAUCAAGUCAGCCAAGCAACGGCAAGCAUUGGAGUACAGCGAGGCUUUGACGCAGAGAUAUGCGCAUAUGCCUGAGAUCAGACGUAUCAAGCGCCACAGACACAUUCCGAAGGUGGUCAAGAAGGCUGGGGAGAUCAAGACCGAGGAGCUGAAGGCUAUCAAGAGGAAAGAGGAAAACGAACGCAAACAUACGAAGAAACAGUUUUCGAAGAGAAGGAACGAGAGAGAGAAGAUGAUUUUAGCGACGGAAACGUGA
Drepanopeziza brunnea f. sp. 'multigermtubi' MB_m1 is the source of this 1338-nucleotide messenger RNA. RefSeq lists its product as uncharacterized. The record is from RefSeq and is a predicted model, not a curated record. Gene Ontology annotation, biological process: maturation of SSU-rRNA from tricistronic rRNA transcript (SSU-rRNA, 5.8S rRNA, LSU-rRNA). Gene Ontology annotation, molecular function: protein binding. NCBI's taxonomy places the organism in Eukaryota, Fungi, Ascomycota, Leotiomycetes, Helotiales, Drepanopezizaceae. Gene Ontology annotation, cellular component: nucleolus; small-subunit processome.